Paramecium pentaurelia is the source of this 508-nucleotide messenger RNA. NCBI's taxonomy places the organism in Eukaryota, Ciliophora, Oligohymenophorea, Peniculida, Parameciidae. The record is from the annotation of a GenBank genome assembly.
UAAUGGUACUAUUCUAAAAUAUUAUUCAUAGAUCAGAUUCAUCUUACUUUAAAAUAGAUAAGGAAAAACCAGAUUAUCAAAGUGGUAUGUCUAUUAUGAUGAUGCUGAAAAAGUCAAACUGUAAAAUGAAGUCCAUAGAUUAAUUGUAUGCAGAGAUACUAAACACACUAAUUUCCUUGAAGUACACUUCUUUAUUCAUUACUAUAGUUUAGAAAUUACAAGAUCAUUUAUAAACGUUAUGCAGGCUUAUUUUUUGCUUUGUGUGUUGAUGUUUCAGACAAUGAGCUCACAAUGCUUGAAUUGAUACAUUUAUAUGUUGAAGUUUUAGAUAAAUACUUUGGAAAUGUCUGUGAAUUGGAUAUUGUCUUUAAUUUUAAUAAAGUAACAAAAAUAAUCAUAAUUUCAGGCAUAUUCAAUCUUUGAUGAGAUGAUUGUUGGUGGAGAGAUUAUUGAAACAUCCAAAUAAGUCAUAAUUAAUGCUGUCAAGAAUAUUGAAUUAUUAGAUUGA